ACGGGAACGAAACGACGGCCACGGCCAGAGCCCAGAGGCCGAACUGCCGAGCAUGUACCAUCAGUUACUACAAACAAAUACUAGGCCAAAGCCAAACCAUCUUCCCAGUUCCUUUUCGUGUCAUGUCUUAGUUAUUACUUGCUCUCCUUCUUUUCUCAGAGGAGACGAGAAAGAGAAGAGGACUGAGGUUUCUCUCUAGGGUUCCUGUUUUUCUCCAUCUAUUGAUCUUUGACCCCUCUCUCUCUCUCUAUCCAGACUCGCCUUCCAAUCGAGAGAUCCAAUUACGUAAACAUUCUAAGUUGCAUCUGAUUUUCUAUUCUUCAGUCAAUUCUCUCGUCAGUCAAGAGUAUUUUCUCUUGGGAGAAUUCCUACCCUGAAUUGAGGUUGGUUUGUGGAUCUGUUCCCUUUAUCUUGUAUUAAGCCAAACUAUGUGAAUAUGUAGUCCUGAACUCAAUCUUAUCCUGAGAAGGAUGGUGGCUUUUUCUUGUGGUCUUUAGAGAGUGGUUGUAAUGGAAUGUGGCUGCAGAAAUUGGAAUGUACCACACCAUUUCUAGAUUUUACAACAAGAACCAAAGAGGAGGCUAGCCAUGAUAAAUUAGCUGCUCAAUCUAUUCAUAGAGAGUUAUGUGAGGCAGAUGAGGCAAACUUGCUUGAAGAAGAAGAUAUGCAUGUAUUUGAUUGCAAGCCGAUGGCAGAUCCCUUGCACUUGGUUUGUUGCAAUGCUUGUAAGAAACCAGUCAAGGCCAGUCAAUAUGCAGCUCAUGCAGAACUCUGUAGAUCAUUCAGUUCUACAGAAGAAAAUGGUUUGGAGCUUGAUGGUGAUACUGGGCAUAAAAAACCUCCACGGAAGGGGAGGAAAAAGUUACAAACAUCUCAGGAUAACCAAGCUACAACAGUAGGGGAGCAAGAAAGGUCUGAGUCUGUAGAUGCCGAUGAAAAUGCUGCAUCUGAAUCCAAUAUGGAUGACCAAACUGGAAUAACCUACUCCUCCAAGGAGGCAAAAAGAACUUCUAUGGAUGGGGGCCCUGUAAUGGAUGGCUCAGGGGUUAGUCCCAGAAGUGCAAACUGCUCAGCAGGUGUAAUGUCUCCUUCAAAAAAACAUACUAAGUUGAUGGCAGCUGAGGGCCUUCUACUUUCAGAUGAUAUAGGAAAAGCAUGUGGUGUAACUGGAAAUAUGGGGAUAAACUACCAUAAAGCACUAACCUAUGCUCCAGUUCCACUUGCAACCAAAACUUACCAUUCACAAAGAAAUAAUCGUCUACGGUCAGCACUCGGCCACUUUUACUAUGAGGCAUCAAGAAAUUGGAAUGAUCCUUUGAGCCCAAAACUAGUACAGGGAAAUGGUAUGCUACCGCUACAGGAUUCUUCACCAAAUCACUUACUACAUGAGCAAACAGAUGGCAUGCUCCAAAAGAAAGAUUUGCAUGCAGUGUCUGCUGUGCGGAAACCUGAUCAAAUUCUGGCACAAAGUUCAGAACUAUGUUUGGGGGCCUCAGGAGGAUAUCCAUCAGUCAUGAAUUUUUCAAACCAAUUCCGUGACAAUAACUUUGCCAGAUCUGCACUCCCUGUUGAUACUAAUCAAAUGGGGAUGGUGAGAAGCAACUAUGUUUCGACACCUUAUUUUUCAGGGAAUUCUGGUAGACCUCUGGGGACUAUGCAGAAGCCUAAAGGAAGUGUUUCUGUCAUAUAAGUUGGAAUUUUUGGAAAUUGCCAUUUUCUUUGUAAGGGUGAAAGGUGAUUUAACAUUCCCAGUUUGUUAGGGGCUUGCUUUUGUCAUUUUGGCAUUUCAUCUUUUCUAACCUUUUAAGCCAUAUUCUUGUCACAUUGAAAUUGUGAAACAGGAUUUUUCUAGCUGGACUACUCAUUUAUUUGAUGAAAAUAAGUCGAGCUUCUUUAGUAAUGGUAAGCCUUGGAGUAUUUCGAUUCAUCCUUGGAACAAAUGGCGGGAAAACCAUAUGCAUUGAUGUAGGAAUUAUGGUAAAGUUCAGAAAGAAGAAAACUAUUUGUCCUCAAUUAGGUUGGAGCUUCAGUAAAGCCAAGUAGUUCCUAAAAAUUUGAUGAUUCGCCAUCUCUUCUAAGUUCUACCUGCUCCUUUUUCUUUGAUUA
Nelumbo nucifera (sacred lotus) is the source of this 2106-nucleotide messenger RNA. RefSeq lists its product as uncharacterized. Gene Ontology annotation, cellular component: SAGA complex. The record is from RefSeq and is a predicted model, not a curated record. Lineage: Eukaryota; Viridiplantae; Streptophyta; Magnoliopsida; Proteales; Nelumbonaceae.